AUGAAGCAAGAUGGCUACACCGCCGAAGCAGAUGGCUACACUGUGGGCAAGUUGAAGUCAAGGACGGCGGAGCUGCCCCGAGGGGAGUUCGUGGCUGUAUGGCUGUUGCUGAUGACGCUGCACGCCCUGUGUGCGGCCUACUUGCUGGCGAUGGCGGGGCUGUACUUCUUCAUGGAGCAGCCGCUGAUGAUCUACUUCUCGGACCUGCUGGCGCGCCCGGAGCAACGCCGUUUUCGCUCCUUCGGGGUGGUUGUGGGGGCGCUCGGAGCGUUCCACGCCCUUCAUCUCUUUGACUCCGAGCUGUUGACGUUUCCGAUGGAAGUGCUUUAUGGCGAUACGGCGUUCACAAGACUGGUGUACGAGAACCAAGCCAUCUUUGCCCUCUCAGUUUCUGACAGCAUUGCGAAGCUCGUCUCCAACUUCUACUUCCGGCCGUGCCGCGAUCAAUACGACGAGGUCAUUCUCGAGUACUUCCGUUGCCGGUGCGGCGCGGUCCGGAAGCGAGUCACCGGGACGGGGUACUCGAACCUGAUGCAGCAUAUCAGGCGCGAGCAACCCUCGUACUCGGAGGAGAUGCUGGCCGCAACACCCGGUCAGACGGGCUCUCUUGCUCACUACGUCCGCCACUCUGCUCAGAACUUGUUCGGUUGGCUGGAGUGGCUGGUGAAGUGCAACCUACCGCUAUCAUUUUGCGAGACCAAGUUCGCAAGACGUUACACGCGCCUCCAGCCUAUCUCUGUCGAAACGCUUCGGCGCGUCAUGGACGCGGUGACGCGCUGCGAGUUUGGUCUCAUCUUUGACGGGUGGAGCCACGACUCGGAGCACUACAUCGCGGUCUUCGCGUGCUACGAGGUUGAUGGGGUUCUGAGGUGCCCCUUGCUCUGCAUGGCACCACUCGUCAACGAUGAGACCGACGACUUCUCCGCGGCUAGUCAUCAAGCCUUCUUGGCUACGAUGCUAGCGCGCGACUAUCAGAAGCGCCUGGACCAGGUUCUCUUCCUGGUGGGAGAUAAUUGCGGCGUCAACCGCCGCCUCGCUACGCUGAUGGGCGUCCCGCUAGUCGGGUGUGCAAGCCACCGACUCAACCGAGCCGUCGCCGCCCGGCUGAGCGAAUGCGCUGAAGAUGUCGACAUGGUACAGGCGCUGAUGGUAAAGCUGCGGACCCUCCACCAGUCUGCAAAACCGCGGUUCAAGACCGACCUUCGACCAAUCAUCCGCCAGCAAACCCGCUGGGGUUCGACCUUUGCGAUGAUUAACCGCUACUUCGAGCUUCUACCAUUCAUCGACGCGGAGGAGGACGAGUUGGCCGAGCUCCUUCCCCCGGCGGCGUCCAAGCGGUGGCUUCGGGACUUGCUCGGCGAGCUGAAGGACGUGGAGUCCGUGUCGAAGGCUCUCCAAGGUGCUGACGCAAACCAUCUCGACGUUCGCGUCUGGUUCGAUGGGCUCAUUGCCGCGAAGCCCUCGUACGCCCGUUAUCUCGCACCGCGGGCUGACAUCGUCGACUUCGAGGCGGGCUGCGUCAAGGUGCUCAAGGGGCAAGCCAAGCGGCUGACCCGGAUGGAGAAGGCGGCACUGGAGCGCUUCUUGGCGGCUCCACCAGCGGGCGAGGGCGAGCAAGAAGAGAAGGAUGAGGAGGCCAGCAUCUCCUUCGUGGAGCGGCUGCAAAAGCGUCGGCGCCUGGAAGAGCAUCAACCAUGCUACGAACUGCUGGCGUCCAUUCCGCCCACGUCCAACGUGCGCCACGCACUGCAGCCGUACACGCUGGAGAUGCUGCUGUUCCUGCGGCAGAAUGCUGAUUAUUGGGACGCGCGCACUGUUGAGAGCGCGGAGUAA
Messenger RNA from Phytophthora sojae, 1833 nucleotides. RefSeq lists its product as hypothetical. The transcript is spliced from 8 exons. Lineage: Eukaryota; Oomycota; Peronosporomycetes; Peronosporales; Peronosporaceae. The coding region runs from base 1 to 1833 and encodes 610 amino acids. The record is from RefSeq and is a predicted model, not a curated record.